Molecule: messenger RNA, 2269 nt
Organism: Anguilla anguilla (European eel)
Lineage: Eukaryota; Metazoa; Chordata; Actinopteri; Anguilliformes; Anguillidae
Gene: atxn3
Product: ataxin 3
Exons: 11
Coding region: 134-1207 (357 amino acids)
Biological process (GO): protein deubiquitination
Cellular component (GO): nucleus
Molecular function (GO): cysteine-type deubiquitinase activity
Source: RefSeq, a predicted model, not a curated record
GUUCCAUUAAAAAUUUCAAUUUAUGCAAAUACUAUGUACAAUUCUGUCACCUGAGAAGCGCGAGCUCAUAGGCUGGCCUGGCCCCAUUUGGGGUCGAAGUUCAAAGUAAUGACGUUCCACCGACGAAUCAAAUAUGGAGUCUAUCUUUCAUGAGAAACAAGAGGGCUCCCUAUGUGCCCAGCACUGCCUGAACAACCUGCUUCAGGGCGAAUAUUUCACUCCCGUGGAGCUGUCUUCUAUCGCGCAUCAGUUAGAUGAGGAGGAGAGAAUGAGAAUGGCAGAGGGAGGAGUAACAAGUGUGGAAUACAGAACAUUCCUACAGCAACCUUCUGGAAACAUGGAUGACAGUGGCUUCUUCUCAAUACAAGUCAUCAGUAAUGCUUUAGGGGUAUGGGGCUUGGAGCUGGUCCUCUUCAACAGCCCAGAGUAUCAAAGACUGAUGAUCGACCCAAUAAAUGAAAAGGCAUUUAUAUGCAACUACAAGGAACACUGGUUUACAGUACGAAAACUAGGACAACAGUGGUUUAAUCUGAACUCCUUGUUGACGGGCCCAGAGCUGAUUUCAGACACAUAUUUGGCUCUUUUUCUAGCACAGUUACAGCAAGAAGGGUACUCCAUAUUUGUGAUCAGAGGGAACCUUCCGGACUGUGAGGCAGAGCAGAUUCUGCGCAUCAUGAGGGUAGAGCAGCGGCAGCGACCCAAGCUGAUUGGAGAAGAAGCAGCCCAGUCUAGCAGUGGCCAAGCAUUUGCCGAACGGGGCACAUCAAUGCAGCAGAUGUUGGAGGUGGGGCAGGGUCUGGAAGAGGGCGUGAUUGACGAGGAUGAGGAGGAAUUACGGAAGGCCCUGGCCAUGAGUCGACAAGACAUGGAGGUGGAGGACGAAGAAGCCGAUUUGCGCCGGGCCAUUCAGCUCAGCAUGCUUGGUGCAGCUGGGAGCAGUCAAGCCCCUGAGACCAGAGAUGAGGGUACAGUCCAGAUUGCAGGGUCCACUCCCAAUGAGAAACUGACUGCUGAAGAACUGCGUAAGAAGAGGCAGGCCUAUUUUGACAGGCAGUCCCAACAGCAAGCUCAGACCCCCGCACCACAACAAGCGCAGACACCCACACCACAACAACCGGACAGCAGAAGCACUGGAGCACUGGCAGGUGGUACAGAAUCAGAAGAGAGCAGCGACAAGCAGGAGACUGAGAAGAAGCCCAGCCAGUGAGGAGUGGGCCAAGCUCAAUCAAGCCCAAGAUUGACCACUCUCUGCCAUGCCCGUUCUCGCGCUGCCACGCCCCUUCGUGAGGGCCAGCCUCUCCCCCUCUCCCCCUCCGUAUAUAGACAGACAGCCAAUCAGGUUCUGAGUUUCGCGUGCAUAUUGUAGACAGAGAUAAGAAAUCAAACAGUAGAAUAUGUUAUUUUGCCAUUAUGGUGUGGAGGGAGGGGAGGAUCGGCUUCUGUUAGUUAUUCCAAGUCUGCGGUGGCCUUCUACCACAGCGCCUUCAAUUUCUAUUUAUUUUAAUUUAUUUAAUUGUCAUUCUCUUUGGGGGAAGGCGGAGUGGAGUGUGUGAGCAGAAACACAGAUGAGCGUGGCACUGUUGCCGAGCACGGAAGGCCCAGGGGUGAGACUGGAGCCCAGAGGAUGAGAGGGAUAUAAUGGGGUGCAUUCCACCAGCCCCCAUGUCAUGGGACCAUUUUGGGAUUAAAGGGGUGUUCAGUUAAAACCACUCGCAUUCCUUUUUCACCGGUUCCCACCGGUUCCCUGCAAGGUCAAGAAUCUGGUGGUUUUCCAGAAAUGUGGUAUUUUCUUGGCACCAAGCGUGCUUUCAUAUAUACCAUAAGGAUUGAAAUGCUCCUCCAUUUCACACUCAGAGGGCAAAUACUGUGGCUAAUGUGGAUGAGGAGCGCAUUUAAGGCAUUAAAAUUCUGGCCCUGUCCUGAAGAGGUAGAUUGACAAACUGUAGCUUGCCAUUUCUGACAUCUACAGAUUGCAGCACAGUUUGUUGGCCCACACUUGGAAAAAGUGUGCACAAAGCAUGAUGCAUUUACAGUAGCUGUUAUUCUUCUGUUUUGGCAGUCCCAUUUUUCAACCCUUUUCACUUAUUUUCAAUCAAAUAUGUUCUUAGUAAUUACAUGAUUCUGAGUAGCAUGUUGUAAUAUUGGGAAUUUUUGUUUUGUCUGGAAACUGUCCUUUUAAUGACAGUGACCCAAUAGCAUUAACUCAGUAUGGAAAAAAAAAAAAAAAAACAUUUUACCACAACUAAGUGAUGCAUCAGAAGGUGACUGG